Molecule: messenger RNA, 5926 nt
Organism: Zonotrichia albicollis (white-throated sparrow)
Lineage: Eukaryota; Metazoa; Chordata; Aves; Passeriformes; Passerellidae
Source: RefSeq, a predicted model, not a curated record
GCCCCCGCUGGCCGCUGACAGCCCGCGGCCGAGGCCGAGCGGAGUCCCCACUCCGGCCGCAGCUGGAGGGACAGCCGGAAGAAAAUCCAAGGCACCACCUCCUCCGUCUGAAACAAAAUCCAUUCCUGUUUCUCCAUUUGAUAACACAGAGCCAACCAACCUCAUAAUGGAACAGAAAGAGAAUGUAAUCGAUAAAGAUAUUGAAUUAUCAGUGGUCCUGCCAGGAGAUGUGAUCAAGUACACCACAGUGAAUGGGAGGAAGCCCAUGAUGGACUUGCUGAUCUUUCUCUGUGCACAGUAUCAUUUAAAUCCAUCAAGUUAUACCAUAGAGUUGGUAUCAGCAGAAAAUACCCAGAUUAAAUUCAAACCCAACACACCAGUGGGAAUGCUUGAAGUAGAAAAGGUGAUUGUAAAGGCAAAACAAAUGGAUAAGAAGAAACCUGCUCCAGUUAUACCAGAGCAAACAGUAAGGGUAGUGAUAAACUACAAGAAGACACAGAAAACAGUAGUAAGAGUUAGUCCACAUUCACCACUUCAAGAACUCAUAUCAAUUAUAUGCAGCAAAUGUGAGUUUGAUCCUUCACAUACUCUGCUACUGAGGAGUUACCAGUCUCAAGAACCCCUUGAUAUGACAAAAUCUCUUAAUGACCUUGGACUAAGAGAACUGUAUGCCAUGGAUGUCAGUCAAGCCACAUCACCAGUUGAUUUAAAUUUACCAACUUUUCAAGGGUCCUACCAAUCUGAAAACAUAGAUGUUCUGAAGGAGAAAGAAAACAAAGGAUUUUUCAGCUUUUUCCAACGAAACAAGAAGAAAAGAGAACAAGCUGCCAGUGCCCCAGCAACUCCCCUGAUGAGCAAGCCGAGGCCGGCGUUGCUCGCGAGGGGCAGCGCUGGCAGCAGGCAGUACGACUGCAGCACGCUGCCGCCCGAGAUGCCCAAGAAGCGCCGGGCGCCGCUGCCACCCCUGCCCAGCUCCCAGAGCGCCCCCCAGGAGCUCGCCCGAGCCCAGGGCACGGCUGCGCCCGACAUGGUGAAAUCCAACAGCUUUGGCAGGAGUGAACAGGCCGCGGUGGGCUUGGUGCGGAAGGGCUCCCUGCCGCUCAGCGCAAGGCGCCCGAGCCGCCCUCCAGAGCGCCCGGAGAUCAAAGGGAAAGCAGUAAUGAGCCUGUAACAGAGUCAACAGAAUCAGCCUCCACUAAAGUGGAAGGAAGAGCCACUGAAAUGCAGCCUGAAACAGAUGUAAGGAGCUCAGAAUACAACCUGGAGGAGAUUGAUGAAAGGGAGGAGAUAGGUGUGCAACAGGGAGGGGACAGUGGAAGCACCAACACCUCUCCUGGGACAGGAGAUGUUACUGCAGCCUUCAGCUCUGCUGAGGUAUCACUGGGAAGUGACAAAAAUGAUCCUGCUUCAUCAGCUCCUGCUCCUGGCAGUGUUCCCACAGACAACGCGCAAAGCUUCGAGGAAGAAAAACAAGAAAAUAUGAGCACAGAUGGCAAGGGACUACAGACUGAAAUAAGCAGCGAGGAUGCUGGAUUUCAAACAGAUAGGAAGCUUGAAAUUUUAGAUCAAAAUAAAAAUGUUGAUCACAGUGAUACAAAACUCCUUCCAACAACAGAAGAAGGAAAAGAACUUCAGCCAGCCGAAAUUAAAACAGUCGAUUUUCAAGAGAAUAACAAGCUUGAAAUUGACAGACUAUCAAACUGCCAGGCAUGUAAAAAUGACAUCUCUGUAAAUCAUAGGAAUUAUCCUCCACUGAUUUCAGAAAAACAAGAUGGCAAAACAAAUGCAACUGGCUUGGAAACAGUAAAAACUCAGGAUGUUGGAAUCCAGACUUUGGAUAGCAAUUUGGGAAGGACUGAGCAGAAGGAAAUUACUGUUCCUCAGGGUGUCGAAUCAUCCACAUUUAGAGAACUGGUUCCUCAACACAACAGAGAUAAGAACAACUCCCUUGCUCAAGUGAUGCAUGGAAUGCAUCAAGAGAGUGAAGAUACUUCAAUAGAACAAAAUCUUGAGACACAAGAAGUUACUCAUAAAAAAGUAAUUCCAAUAAAAGACCAGAGUCACAUCUAUAUAAAUGGCAGUGAUUUUGCUUCACCAGAAACAACUGCUGAAACUCCAGGUGACUCUCCUGUAAAAGAUCAGCCUUUUUAUAGACCGGACACCAAACCUAAACCCAAACCUGCUAAUGAAAUUACAAGGGAUUACAUACCAAAAAUUGGGAUGACUACUUAUAAGAUAGUUCCUCCAAAAUUCUUAGAAAUGAUGAAGAGUUGGGAAUCAGAAGUUCUAUCAGAUCAUAAGGAUCAAGAGGUAUCUUCUUUGGAAGAGCCCAAAGAAGUCAUAGUGCAAACUGAAAUUCCUCAUCUGUCAAAAAGUGUGGGUCCUUUACAGGUUGGGUCACAAAAUGAAUCUGCAGCAGCAAAUGGUCUGCUGCAGAGAGUGAACAGCAUUUCUGAGCAUACUGUGACCUCUGGAGCUGAGAUUGCUACCAAGAGCAACCAGAUGGAAAGUGAGUCUUUCAGGCAGCCUGUCCCACUGAAGCUAAACUUGGAUAAUACAAAUGCUUCUUCUGAGACUCAGGACAAGUCAAAUGCAUUAAGCCCAUUAAGUCCUACAAUGAAGCCUAGUUCUUUUUAUCUGCAGAUGCAGCGAAGAGCGUCAGGUCACUAUGUGACAUCUGCAGUUGCCAGAAGCACAGUUUGUGCUCCUAAUUCAAUUCAAAAUGAAGUUAAGAAUACAGAGAUGGGAAAAAAAAUCUCAUCACCUGAUUUGACUGCUUUGCCUUUACCAAAAACAACUAUUCCCUCUCCUCCUGCAGAUCAAGAAAAAGUUGAUGAUGGAAAAAUCAUUGAACCUUCCACUUCUCCUGUUAAAAGCAAUAAGCCUUUAAAUGUUCCCUCCUGUCCUCCAGCACCACUGAAUCUAAAAACUCUCAGAAAUUUUGCAGUUCCAAAGCCAUACUCCAGCUCAAGACCAUCUCCUUUUGCUCUUGCUGUCUCAUCUGCCGUCAAAAGGUCACAAUCAUUCAACAAAACGCGUACAAUCACUAGCCAGGCACCCAGAGAGGAAUUUCCAGUAGAACUCUCCUCUGUCCCUUUGGCAGCUGGAUUCUCCUCAGCUACCUCCAUGCCUGAAGUGAAAAGUCCUUCCUUACAGACCAUAACAGCGGGGUCACAAAAUUGUCUAAUGGAUAAGAAAGACAGCCAUGUGCACAGUGAGCAGAAGAGUCAGGCGCAGUCAGGUGCUUCCCCUGGCCACCCACGCCCUGUCACCAAGAGACAAACGGCGGUGACGCUCCCGCGCGCUGACCCCGAGCAGAUCCACCAGAGCCUGCUGGCUGCAAUCCGCUCUGGAGAGGCUGCUGCCAGAUUGAAAAGGGUUGGUCCUCCAUCAAACACCAUAGCUGUCAAUGGAAGAGCCAGGCUUAAUCCUUUGUAUUCCACAGAAGCUAAGGCUAAUCCCUAGAUAUUAUACCAAAUGUUUUGCACUUUACUACUGCUUCUUAGGCCAACUUAAUACUAACUACAAAUUUUUGAAAGUGUAAAUGCGAGUAUAUGUUAAUAUAUUUUUGUCAACGGUAAUAACAAUUUCAAGCUGGGUCUUUUGAUGCCUUGAAAAGAUUAUUAGAAUAUGUAAAUUAUAGUAAUAUUUUGCCUUUUUAUCUUUAUAAAGCUGACUGUGCUGCUAAAAUGUUUUAAGACAAGGUGUAGGUGAGCUUUGCUUAUGAUAGAAUGAGAAUUGAAGAUUGUUGAUUUUAGCCUUCAAGACUGAACAAUGUGUAGCACUGUGCUGAAAUUACAGAUUGGAAGAGACCUAAAAGGUUUAGAUUAAAUAAUUAAUUUUCGACUGUGUAUUACUUUAACAGAUUGUAUGAACUUAAAUAUACCACAUGCUGCCUCCAUAUUACUUUAUUAAAUUAAAAUUGUAAUUAGUAGAAAUCUUAAUUCAAUGCAAUACUUUGUUCCUGUCUAAAAAAAAAAAAAAAAAAUGAUGUUUUUGUUCCUUUAGCAGACAGUAAUUGGGAUAUGUAUUUGGAUUUUUUUUUUACCUUCCUGUAAUUGUUUUUCCUGAUAGCACACACACAAAAUUCAGGACAUAAAUUAUUGGAAACUUUUGUACUACUCAUAACCUUUUCUUAACAGUAGUGUGACAUGAUGUUUCUCAACUACUGUUUAAAUAUCUGUAUAGAAUAUUUACCUAGCACUCAGAUAAGCAAUAAUUUUUGUGAACUAAUUAUAUCUUUAAGUAACCAUCAACUUAGAGUCACUUACUAAUAAAAAACAAAUUCCAGUUUUGAUACCUAAUGAAAUAGAAUAUUUUUUUCACUAGAAGUAUAACUAAAAAAUGAACUGCUUUGGACUUAUUAAUAUAAGAUAUUUCAAUCUUAAAAUAGCACAAAACCACAUAAAUCAUGCUUAUGUCAGAUAUCAUAUUUAUAGAUUAAGCAUUAAAUACAAAAAUAGGAAUAUCUAUUAAAAGAAAAUGUUCGAUGUUAUAUUUUAUCUAUUUUGAGUUUUUUCGCCAAGAUUAUACAUUUUGGGGGAGGGGUGGAAAAAUGAUCACAUUCAUGAUGAAAUAGCUACAUUAUGGAUGAAUGCAGCUAGUCCUGGGGUAUUUGCCAUAUUAAAAUAUUUUUGUGCUGGACUUGAUUUAAAAUUAAGCAAUUGUAUUUAGUUUCUGUUCUCUAACUAUAUAUAUAUAUGUAUUGUAUUUUAGAAACAUUAUGUAACUCAGUUUCAGAAACUGAUCUAUAUGUGCAUUUUCAAAUUGUUUGCUGCCAGGUUUUUGUGCAAUAAUCUGAAAGAGGUCUAAUUACUUUUCUAGUACAGAGUCAAUUACCAAUUACAAGUUAUGGUGUUAACUUAAUGCUGAACCCCUUUAAGGAAUAUUUUAGUAAAUAGAAAUUCAUAAAGAGAUCUGAAGAACAUUUUUUUUCAUUGCUGUUCUCUCCUGUUUUCUCUCCUGUAUUUUAGUCCCUUGUCAAUGGUGUUACAACUUCCAAUGUGUUACCACUUCCUUGUUCUUCCCUCCAAUCCAGAGUUCAUUCUGAGUGUGGGGGAAGCUCACAUGGUAGUUCAAUAGAUCUGUUUCAGGGUCUGACUGCAAAAGAAAGUUUCAACCUUCACUUGAAAAUAGUGAGAUAAAAGAUAUAGGGGCUUUUCUAGUUUCUAACUGGGACUUACAUUCUGGAUUUCACGGUGUCUUGAGGGACUUGAAAAUUGUAACUUGCUCCCUGGAUUGUAGUCUGUGCUCAUUGUGCUAUUUGAAGUCUGUGUUUUAGGCAUUCCUAUACACCAUGCUGAUCUUAAACUGCCAGAGAAGGGGUUGCAUUGUGAAAGGGUCUUUUCCUUGUACUUUGAGUGUGUGGGAGUUAGAGGUUUUUUUACAAAUGUUGGUAUUCUCUGCCAAGGUGACCAAAGUUAUUUAAUAAAAUAAUUUUAAUCUCCAUCUGUGCUAAUACAAAUAUAUAUGAUGUUUCACUUUUUCAAAAAAAUCAGCAUUGUCCAAUUUCUUAUUUUGGGGAAAGUUCAAAUAACUAUACUUUGUUCUUUUCUUUAGUUUUGACAGCAAAACUGUACUACUGUAUGUUUCUUAGUCCCAUAUAUUAAAAAUAAACAUGUGAACUCCUGAAGGCAAAUAUCAUCUGAUGUAACAGAGAUUAAAACCACCUUGCUUGAAUUUUAGGGUUUCUUCUUUGUGUAACUGAACUUGCUUGAUAACUAACUGAAAUGUCUACACAUGCUAUAGUACUGUGAAACUCUUCAAUGAGACUUGUGACUAGCUGGCAAUUCUGUUUAGCUAAACUUUCUCUUUCCCUCUUCUUCCAACAUGUAUAUGUAAGACAUUUUUAAAUCUUGCUAUUGUAUUUCUACAGAUGCUUUUUUUUCUUACACUCUUUUAUUAAAGUCUACUAGAGAAACUCUUA